GCUCAAAAGAAAUAUCCAAUUUUCAAUCUCUUCUCCGACAUUUGCACUCAAUUUCUCUCGAAUCCAGUUCCAAGAGUAGCAAUGGAGCUCACUCCCCAGCAGCUGAAAGCCCACGACGGCACAGAUCCCUCAAAGCCCAUUUACGUAGCCAUCAGAGGCCGUAUCUACGACGUCACCUCCGGCAAGUCCUUCUACGGCCCCGGCGGAUCUUAUUGCGUCUUCGCAGGCAAGGAUGCUAGCCGCGCCCUAGCCAAGAUGAGCAAGGAGGAGAGCGACGUCGUUCCUAACCUUGAUGGCCUCACCGAGAAAGAGAUCGGCGUCCUUGACGACUGGGAAAAGAAGUUCCAGGCUAAGUACCCGAUCGUCGGCACUGUAACUAGUGAUUAGAGAGUUGAAGAAGAUAAGAUACCCUAAGUGACUGCUUAUAGAUUGAUUGAUGAUUCAAUCAAAUCGAUCAGUUUGUGGGAGCAGUCACAAGUGUUCCGUUAUGUGCGGUUCUGUUGUUGUGUGUUGUGUGUAUGUGGAUUUGUAUUGACUUAUGGAAUUUGCAUAUACUUUGUGUUUAUUAAUAAUAAAUUUGUGGUUGGUGAAGA
Sesamum indicum (sesame) is the source of this 593-nucleotide messenger RNA. It is a transcript of the gene MAPR2, whose product is annotated as membrane-associated progesterone binding protein 2. The record is from RefSeq and is a predicted model, not a curated record. Lineage: Eukaryota; Viridiplantae; Streptophyta; Magnoliopsida; Lamiales; Pedaliaceae. Gene Ontology annotation, cellular component: membrane; endomembrane system.